GAGGCGAGGAGCAAUCCGACGGUUGCGGAUGUACACCUCUCCUCUCCGAGGCCUGGUUAGGUUCUCCCGGCACUCUCUCCGCUCCUCCACCGUGCAAGCUGUUUUAUUGUAUACGCGAAGACCCACUUAGGCAUCAAAUGAAUGAAAAUUAAGCCGUUUUGAAGGUGAAGUUUAUUUUUUAAUCUUUUUUUAAUUUUUUUAUUCUAGUUAAGCGUCCUAUUAGCUGUGGAGAAAACCGUAGCUAAGUUUUGAAUGAGAGAAAAAAAAACGCCCGAGGACCACAAAAUAAGCAGGUGAGCUACUGAAUUGAACUGCUCUACCGACUUGUUUAACGAAUCCCCCCCAAAAAACGUUCACAACGCCAACUAGUAGCGGACCAACAACUGGAAUAGUACUAGCUACCCCCCCCCCCACCGAGCAACGGCGUUAAGCCUGGCGAUAACAAAAGGAUUGAAAGUUGAAAGAUAUAUUAUCAACGGAAGGCAGAGGAAAAGGAGGAGAACGGAGUAUGCCCUCGGUGAUGGAGCGGUCGGGGAGCAGCGUUCUGUCUAGGAGCAGGGCUAAAACCAAUGGAAACAACCAACACUCGGAGGAGGACAGCAGCGAUGAGGAGCACGCUCACGACAGUAUGAUUCGAGUGGGAGGAGACUACCAGGCACAGAUACCUGAGUUAAACCCAGACACUCCAAGCCGCUACAAUGAGAAGGAGCAGAGGAGUAUGCUGGUGUGGUGCCCCAACAGCCUCAUCUCUGACGCCAUGUUGGAUGAGUAUAUUCUGAUGGCUAAAGAGAAGCAUGGCUACAACAUGGAACAGGCCCUGGGGAUGUUGCUGUGGCAUAAACAUGAUGUGGAGUGUUCCCUUGCUGACCUGGCUAACUUCACUCCCUUUCCUGAGGAGUGGACCAUAGAGGACAAGGUCCUGUUUGAACAGGCCUUCAGCUUCCAUGGCAAGAGCUUCCAUCGUAUACAACAGAUGCUGCCUGAUAAGCUGGUCUCAGGCCUGGUCCGGUACUACUACAGCUGGAAGAAGACCAGGACCAGGACCAGUGUUAUGGACCGACAGGCUAGAAGACUGGUCAGAAAGACAGACAAGGAAGAUGGUAAUGAUGAGAUAGAGGGAGACCCGGGCAGCGACAGCGACUUUGAGAUCGACACCAAGAAAGAGACAGUGAAGCAGCAGAGCUCCAGUGGUUCUGGAGGAGAGAGGGGAGCGCCAGGCCGGUCUAACCCACAGAGGAAGGAGUCUGUUGGGGCUCAGUACCGCCACCACCCCUUGAGAGCUCGUCGGAGACCACCUAAAGGCAUGCAUCUGAACCCCGAGGACAUCAUGGCUGUGUCAGCCAAUCACCAACAUGGUUCUGGCAGACAGCUAGACACACACCUGGUGUCACUCAAGAGACGGGUCCAGAGUAUUAAGCAGAACAACAGUAGUAUGAAACACUGUCUAGACGAGGGCAUCGACAACCUGCGUCCUACAGGGCCAGCUCCCAAGAUGAACUCUCGUUGGUCCACUGAGGAACAGCUGCUGGCUGUGCAGGCUAUCCGUCGCUAUGGUAAGGACUUUGCGGUGGUUGCCGAGGUAAUCGGCAACAAAACUCUGGCCCAGGUGAGCUCCUUCUUCGUUAGUUACCGACGGCGAUUCAAUCUGGACGAGGUCGUCAAAGAGUGGCAGGCGGAACAAGACGUAGCCUCCACACAGGGGCCUUGUGGGAGUCGUAGUAGGAACGAAGAGAGGGGAGGAGCAGAUGAGGAGGAAGAGAUAAAGCUAGAAGACGUUACUCCCCCUGGCGGUGACUCCCCCUCUCCUCCCCCCUCCUCAUCCAACAACCACACCCCUCCUCCUUCCCUCUCCCAGCCUCCCCCCUUACUGCGUCCGGCCCCCCCCUCCGCCCCCCCCAGCCUCCUCCGGCAGCCCCCCCCGCUCCAGACCCGACCCUUCCAGACCCGAACCCCCCACAAUCAUCCCCCUCCCCCGUUGAUCCGUCCUGCAGUCGCGGCCCCGGGCCAACAGGGGAGCUCUAGUCUCCGUAGGGAACUAGGAAACAACCUCCACUCCUCUCCUCCUGCUUGCUCUGGUCAGCCUCCCUCACUGGUAGGGCUUAAAGUAGAGCAAACCAACUCUCACUGACAGAAAGGAGACGACUCUUGUAUAUUCAGACGGGUAGAUUGUGCUGCUAGUGGGAGUGUUUAUCCAUUAUGGUGGAACAAUAGAAAUCAGAAUGCAGUAGUUAGUUCAGAAGCCUCUGGUUAUGUAUCACUCCAUUCAGUUCUGACUCACACAACCAUACUUCCAUCUGAGGCUUGGGUCAUCCAUCCUUCUGUUCCUUCCUUCCUUCCCCCCCCCCCCCCCCCCACUUCUCAGCAGAAAAUAGAAGGACAUGCCCACACAUGCCUCGCGGCUGUCUCCAUAGCAACCAGCACAGAUGUGACUGGUUACCCACGGCAACGGUGACCCUGUAUUUCACCCAACCCUUCUCCCCAAAGAACAGAACUUUCAGAAUACCAAACCCUCAAGGAAAAGAUACACUGGAUUGUGGUGAUGGAUGCCAUGACAACAGAACCCCCCCCCACACACACACACAGUCUCCAUGGCAACAACAGAACGAACUCUGGCAAAACACACCCAGGUUCCAGUUCCACACUACAAGGUGCCGAAGUAAUGAUUCCACAGGGGAAUCAGGAAGACAUCCCUCUUCUACCAGAUCCACGUAUUGUUGGUCUUAUGACUGCAGAAUUCUUUUGUUAGGUGAUCUCUAAGUAGGUAGACAUUCCUAUAUAGUGCACUACUUUGGAUCGGAGCCCAUUUUGACCAAAUCCCUAUAGAUCCUGGUCCAAUGUAGUGCACUAUAAAAGGGAAUAGGAUGCAUUUCUCCAUUCUAAGUAGCAUGCUAGUGUGGAUAUGGAACAGAGACCUGUUUUUGAUUAAAAGCACAAAAGAAUACUGAGUCUCAAAUGGCAGCUGUAUUUAGCUCUGGUUACAGUUGUGCUACAUACUGUACAGUUCACAGGUGUCGUCUGAGAACAAAGUGUGAAGCUGAAAUACUUGUAGGGAUGGAUUCAAGCCGUAUGGAGGGAAGAUCUGCAUUAAAAAGUCAUUUCUGAGGCCUCCCGAGUGGCGCAAGGCAGUGCAUCGCAGUGCUAGCUGUGCCACUAGAGAUUGGCUCAAGUCCAGGCUGUCGCAGCCGGCCGCGACGGGGAGGUCCAUGGGGCGGCGCACAAUUGGCCCAGCGUCGUCCGGGUUAGGGGAGGGUUUGGCCGGCAGGGAUGUUCUUGUCUCAUCGCACACUAGCGAAACUCCUGUGGCGGACCGGGGGGCGCAGUGCCCGCUGACCAGGUCGCCAGGUGUACGGUGUUUCCUCAGACACAUUGGUGCGGAUGGCUUCCGGGUUGGAUGUGCAUUGUGUCAAGAAGCAGUGCGGCUUGGUUGGGUUGUGUUUCGGCGGACGCACGGCUCUGGACCUUUGCUGCGAUGAGACCAGACUAACUACCAAUUGGGAAGAAAAAAAGGGGGUGAAAAAUAUCAAAUAAAAAGUCAUUUCUGAAUAUGCAGCGUUGCGUUUUUACAUUUCAUAUCGAGCUAUAACGCAGAUCUUUCGUGAUACGUCUGGCACCCUAUUCCCUACAUAGUGCAUUACUUUUGACCAGAGGACCCAUAAGGAGUUAGGGAGCCAUUUGGGACAUAGAUUCAAAUGACUUGACUGUGUUUAGCAAACCAACCUGCAACAGGUAAUGUUCAUGAAGUUUGAGACUGGAUUUGCUUGUUAUUGUUUUCAGGAUAUUUUUCUUUUGGAAUAAAACAAAAUUACAACCA
This is a messenger RNA of Salmo salar (Atlantic salmon), 3811 nucleotides long. NCBI's taxonomy places the organism in Eukaryota, Metazoa, Chordata, Actinopteri, Salmoniformes, Salmonidae. The record is from RefSeq and is a predicted model, not a curated record.